Molecule: messenger RNA, 2321 nt
Organism: Neltuma alba
Lineage: Eukaryota; Viridiplantae; Streptophyta; Magnoliopsida; Fabales; Fabaceae
Product: glycosyltransferase family 92 protein RCOM_0530710-like
Exons: 1
Coding region: 112-1899 (595 amino acids)
Cellular component (GO): cytoplasm
Molecular function (GO): glycosyltransferase activity
Source: RefSeq, a predicted model, not a curated record
CACAGAAUCUCCAUUUCCUUCUUCAGUUCGCCUUUUGAUCUCUUUUAUUUAAUCCUUUUCCCCCCCUCCAACCUCAUCACCUUCUUCUUCUGACAGAAAAUCCAGAAAAAAAUGGAGGCGCCGGAGAUACGCCGGAAGAGGAAGCGCACGAUAAAGUCAUUGUGGAGUAAUUGUUAUUUUUUCUCUGCAAGAUCACUUUUUGUAUGCUUCUCCUUCUUCAUCUUCUUCUUCUUUCUCAUCUUCUUUGAUCGCUUCUCCUUUGGCUUUCAUCCCAAUUUAUCUCCUUCUUCCUUGUCCCUUUUUUAUUAUAGCUCUGCGAGUUACUCAAUUCUUGAUUCUUUAAAUUUCAACCAAACCUUUCUCCGCCUUCCCUUCACACUCCAACACCGCAUACUCUUCCCCGAUCACUUACUUCUUAUAGUUACCGGCCGCGAAAUUCCCCGGAGCCACGAACUGGAGUGUGUUUACUACAAGCUCGCGAAUCUUUCCGAGGAAGUUGUUAACCCUGUUCUCGAUGUUCUUUCUCUACCAGUAAUUUCCACAGACCAAUACGCCGAGUUUCGGUAUAUCGUCAGGUGCCCGAUUCCUCCGACGAACUACUCCUACGCCGCCGUCUUUUUGCGGCGCUGCGGCGGCGAGGGAGGUGAUCGGCAUAGAAGUUGGGAGUUGCUGACGAACCAGACGAAUCAUUCUUGGAAUAAUUUAGCGUACGAGGCGUACUUAGAUGGAGACACCGUCGUUGUGUUCGUUAAGGGACUCAAUCUCCGACCCCACCAGAUAUCCGACCCGACCCAAUUUCGAUGCCACUUCGGGUUGAAAAAUGGCGAAUUCAUCCUCAAAACGGAAGCAAUCUCCGCCGCGCAAGAAGUAGUUCGGUGUUCAUUACCACGGAGCAUCGCGAACAACCCGAAUAAAGCUCAUGGCUUUCGGGUCACCGUGAGCCGUGCGGGUCAAAAUAAAAGACGUCCGAUCCAUAAACUCAUGCCAUCGGUAGCCACAAUUCAGAACAGAGUGGCGGAGACGACGAUCACGAAGAAGAAGAAGAAGCACGACCUCUGUGUCUGUACCAUGGUGUGGAACCAAGCCUCUGCUCUUAAAGAAUGGAUCAUUUAUCAUUCAUGGCUCGGGGUAGAACGAUGGUUCAUCUACGACAAUAACAGCGACGACGACAUCGAAAACAUUAUAGAAGAACUCGACCUCGAAGGCUACAACGUGAGCAGAACGACAUGGCCAUGGAUUAAGACCCAAGAAGCUGGCUUUUCUCACUGCGCCUUGAGAUCAAAGCAAGAAUGUAACUGGGUCGGCUUCUUCGACGUGGACGAGUUCUUCUACCUCAAAAACAGAGGCCACCACCAGAACGGACUCAAAUUACUGGUCUCCAAUUUCUCCUCGUCAUCGUCGAAACUCGCAGAGAUAAGAACAGCAUGCCAUAACUUCGGUCCUUCUGGAUUAACCUCGCAUCCUAAACGAGGAGUUACUACAGGAUACACAUGUCGAAUGAAGAACGCAGAGAGACACAAAUCCAUUGUUAAACCAGAAAUGCUGGAUACGAGUCUGUUGAACGUGGUUCAUCAUUUUCAAUUAAAGGAAGGAAUGUGGUCGGUGCAGGUGAAGGAAGGAGAAGGAGUGAUAAACCAUUAUAAGUAUCAAGUGUGGGAGAGAUUCAAAGAUAAGUUUUUGAGAAGAGUGGCGACCUAUGUGGUGGAUUGGCGCGAGGACAAGAACACAAGGUCAAAGGACAGAGCACCUGGACUAGGAACUCAAGCUAUAGAACCACCUAAUUGGAGGCUAAGGUUUUGCGAGGUUUGGGACACCGGUUUGAAGGACUUUGUUCUCUCUCAUUUUGCUGACCCUGAAACUGGGACCCUUCCCUGGGAAAAUUCCUCUCAAGUACAGUAAUAAUAAUUAUCAAAUCAUGAACUGGGUUCUUCUGAAAUUUAGCUUAUCAGAAGCUCGCCAAGAGAAUGAGAUCCGAAGAAACGUAAUUUAUUAUCUACUCCCUUGAGAUCACACGACACCGGUUUGAGGUUUCUAUGUCUUCGAAUUUACUCUGAACUGAAGUUGACGAAUUGACCUGCACCCCAGGAAAUUGCUCAUAGAAGUUACUUUUUUCUUUUUGGGUACCUAGAAUUGAUUUUUAUUUUGGUUUCUGGGGCCUUUCUGUGAAAAAGUUGUUUUUUUUUUAAUAUUCUGUGGAUUAUUUUUUUGGACAGAGAUAAUUUAUAGACGAAAUGCAGUGGUUGGACUCGCAUAUUUGUAAAUCCUUUGACAGUGUGAAUGUAAUUCCCAAAAUCCCCUGCUCUUGCCCUGUUUUGCUUUUA